Molecule: messenger RNA, 2901 nt
Organism: Leptopilina boulardi
Lineage: Eukaryota; Metazoa; Arthropoda; Insecta; Hymenoptera; Figitidae
Product: pickpocket protein 28-like
Exons: 12
Coding region: 729-2810 (693 amino acids)
Biological process (GO): sodium ion transmembrane transport
Cellular component (GO): membrane
Molecular function (GO): ligand-gated sodium channel activity
Source: RefSeq, a predicted model, not a curated record
UUUUUUUUUUUUUUUAAUAAUUUCUCUUGACAGAUACUAAUCACAUUGACUUUUAGGAGUCAAUUCAAGUGCGAACAGAAUAAGAAUUUUAUUGUUUUUCCCCCUUUUUUUUAAAUAAAUAAAAAUAAAUUAAUUAAAAAAUAUUUUUGUUUUUUAAAACCAUAAUUAUGAGUUUAAAAAAAAAAUCUUUAGUUCAAGUUUAUGAAAUGUUAAGAAGGGGUUGAAGGCAAAAUAAAAGGGUGUAUUUGUGUAUGUAUGUUUAAAUUGAGCUGGUAAGCAUUGACGUUAACACAGUUUGCGUUCAUUUAUCGGUAAGGAUAACAGAAAGAAAACAGUGUAAAAUGUUGUUACAUAAAUUUAUAUUAACGAAGACCUCGAAAUUUCGACGGCUAACAAUUUCUUAAUUAUAAAAAAAUAUUUUAUAAUUUAUUAUUUAUCUCUCUUUCACCUCUGGCCUUCAAAUAUUUGCUUAAAAAAAAGAAAUUUAAUUUCUGAACUUGACAAAAUUUUUAUCAGUAGUCUUCUAGUCUUUUAUGAAGAAUAAUUUCAAUUUUUCUUCAAUCCAAAUUUAUAAAAUUUAACAUUCUUUCAGAAUAAUUAAUUUUUACUGAGUGAUAAUUUAAUUAAUUAAUUUAUUAAAUAAUUUAAUUAGUAAAUAUUAAUUAAAUUACUUUUUUUUUUCUUUAAGAAAAAAAGACGAUUAAAAAUCGAGAUUCUUAUAAAAGACUAUGGAUAAUGAGGCAAUAACGGGACAAAGGAACAAUUUUGAAAUUUUGAGUGUGUGGAAUUAUUUGCAAAGUUUGGUACACGUACGAUGGACACAAAGAAAAGUGACAUUUUUAAAACCAAUUGAAAAGAAUAAGGAAUUUGAAAUUUUUCAUAUUUCUCAAAUAAUGUCUAAUUAUCCAUCAGGUAAAAAAGAUUUACAUUCAAAUACAAUUAAUUAUAAUAUGAAUAAUAGAGAAAUUCCAAAUUAUUUACGGGAGCACAAUACAUAUUUUCCCCAUACAACUAAUGCCAUUGAGUCACAAAGUAUAUAUAGAGCUCCAAUGAAACUUGAAGGAUUUGCUGUCAGAAAUCGAAAUUAUCAGAAUGUUGGACGUAAAAUUCCCUCAAAUUUAACAUUUAAACAAUCGAGUAAAACUGCAGAAUUUGAUAAAAAAUUCUCAAGACAUAGAGAAUUAAAUGAUGAUAAAUUAAAUAGAUCAAAAUCACGAUAUAUUCAAUCUUGUAUUAAAAAAUCGGAUAUUACAUCAAUAACCAAACAAUAUUGUACAACAAGUACACUUCAUGGUUUACGAUAUAUUGGCGAUAGUAAUCUUUCUCUUUUCGAAAGAUUCUUUUGGAUAAUUUCCUUCACAGCAGCAGUGGCAACAGCAUCUUUAUAUAUUUUAGGUGUUUAUAAAAAAUGGAUUUCCUCGCCUAUUAUCAUUUCCCUGAGUCCCGAGCCCGUUGCAUAUGAAGAAUUUCCAUUUCCCUCAAUUACCCUAUGCAAUAUGAAUAAUGCGAAAAAAUCUGAAGCUGAUCGAAUUAAAAGUGGAUCGGAUAAACUUGAGAAGAUUUUACUUAAUGAUAUUUGUAACACGGAAAAUUUCACUACAUUCAAUGAUAUAGAUGAUGAAUCUGCAAAAUGGAUCAAUGUUCGCCGAUUUAUGAUAAAUGUAUCACAAUCUUGUAAUGAAAUGCUUCACUAUUGUCAAUGGCAUGGUUUAAAAUUUGAAUGCGAAAAAUUAUUUAAUCCCACUUUAACUGACGAAGGAAUGUGUUGUAAUUUUAAUUCUGUACAUCGAAAUUUUAUAUUCUUCAAUCCAAAAGAAUCAACUGAUUUAAAUGUCACAUACCCAUUUCCAAUUAUUGACUGGACACCUGAAACAGGAUACAACUCUAAUAUUUCACCAGAUUCUGUACCAUGGAGACCUUAUGGAGCUGGAAAAUAUUUUGGAUUAACAUUAGUUCUCGAUGCAAAUGUCGAUGAAUAUUAUUGUUCAUCAACUGCCAGUGUUGGAUUUAAGAUGUUGCUGCAUAAUCCAGUUGAAACUCCAAAAAUAGCAGAUUUUGCAUUUGGCAUUUCACCGGGUAAAGAAACGCGCGUUAUAAUACGUCCACAUAUUUCGGUAGCAAGUAAAACGAUACUUAAAAUACCAAAGAAAAAAAGAAAAUGUUUCUUCACGUCCGAGAGACGAUUACGUUUUUAUAGAACUUAUACGCAGAGAAAUUGUUUUCUCGAAUGUGAGGCAAAUUUUACUCAACAAAUUUGUCAAUGCGUACAAUAUUAUAUGCCGAAAUCGCUAAAUACAUCGAUUUGUGGAAAAAAAGAUGAUCAAUGCGCAAUUCAAGCAAGAAGAGCAAUGGAACAAAAACUUUAUGAUGAUGAAAAUACAAAUAGUCAACUGAACAUCACAGAAACUCCAAGUUGUAAUUGUUGGCCAGGAUGUUUUGAAGUUAGUUAUACCACUGAGAUAUCACAGAGUGCCUUGAUGCCGAAUUUUAAUAUAGACAAUUUUUAUAUAAAAAAGGAUCAACGUUACUUCACGGAAAAUAUGGCCGUUGUACAUCUAUUCUUUGUUGAUUCUCAAUUCACAAAAUUUGUCAAACAAGAACUUUUCGGAUUUACUGAAUUCCUAUCUAAUAUUGGCGGUCUACUUGGCCUUUUUAUGGGUUUUAGUGUUUUAUCAUUCAUGGAAAUAAUUUAUUUUCUAACAUUAAAAUUUUGGUGUCAACUACGAAAAAAUAAAAAUUCAUUGAAUCAUUCUGAAGUUGAAACACAAAUAAAGCAAAAUAAUCAAAUUACUUAUCCUUUUGCGCAUUAAACUGACAGAUGUUUGUUUGAAACUAUUAAUAAAAUAACAUUUGACAUUGUAAAUCGUUAACUUCUUUAAAUAAAUUUAAAUUCUUAUUAUA